Patiria miniata (bat star) is the source of this 931-nucleotide messenger RNA. RefSeq names its product FAD-linked sulfhydryl oxidase ALR-like (gene gfer). Gene Ontology annotation, cellular component: mitochondrion. The transcript is spliced from 3 exons. Gene Ontology annotation, molecular function: flavin adenine dinucleotide binding; flavin-dependent sulfhydryl oxidase activity. Lineage: Eukaryota; Metazoa; Echinodermata; Asteroidea; Valvatida; Asterinidae. The record is from RefSeq and is a predicted model, not a curated record. Bases 36 to 557 code for a protein of 173 amino acids.
UAGCAAAAUUUCAACCAUAGAGGGCGCAGUUCAAUAUGGCAGCCUCCAGAGACGAAAAUGUGCGUCAUAAAACGUCGGGAAAAACAGCUUCUGGAAAACCAUGCAGAGCAUGUACAGACUUCAGAUCAUUUGCAAAAGGGCAAGGACUAGCCUUUCCACCUGGAAUGCAUACAGAUAAAUCCACGAGUGGUAAUAAAGAGCCGCCCGGCGAUCCUGAGUGCCCCCUGGAUCGGGAAGAGCUUGGCCGGAACACCUGGUCAUUUCUGCACACGACGGCCGCAUACUACCCGGACCAACCAACAGAGACACAACAGAGCGAGAUGGGACAGUUUAUCAAUCUCUUCUCCAAGUUCUUUCCCUGUGAUGUGUGUGCUGAGGAUCUCAGAGAGAAGUUGAAGACCAACCAGCCAGAUACCAGCAGUCGACACAAUCUCUCCCAGUGGUUCUGCAGGCUGCAUAAUGACGUCAGUCGCAGAAUAGGCAAACCGGAGUUUGACUGCAGCAAAGUGGACGAGCGAUGGAGGGACGGAUGGAAAGAUGGAUCAUGUGACUGGUGACACAGGAUAUAGUCAGAGAACAGCCAGCGUGGUGUUGACCUUAUUACCUCAGCCAAUCAUGUCAAGGAAUAAUGAUGUCACCGCAUAUAUCAACCAAUGAAAUCCUUUAAGCUGUGAAGGUUCUUUCAUCAUAUCCAUGCAAGGUCUUCAGCCUAUGAAGCAGCUUAUCAGGGUACAUGUAUCUGACCAUUUGGCCCUGUAGUUUUAAAAUGUAUUUAUUUCAAGAGUUCCUUUAAAAAAAUUAUUGAACAUCUGAUGCAAUAAUGAGAUACUGUGAGAGUUCUAGGUUAUGUCAAAUUUCUUUUUUAUUAAAAUAACACAGAUGUACAAAAGUAUUAAAUUUAUAUUUAAAAAAAUGACAAGGUUAUACAUAA